This is a messenger RNA of Saxophila tyrrhenica, 1566 nucleotides long. RefSeq lists its product as uncharacterized. The record is from RefSeq and is a predicted model, not a curated record. The transcript has a single exon. Bases 1 to 1566 code for a protein of 521 amino acids. NCBI's taxonomy places the organism in Eukaryota, Fungi, Ascomycota, Dothideomycetes, Mycosphaerellales, Extremaceae.
AUGAUAUGGCUAGUCCUUGCAACCAUCUUUGGGACGACAGCAGCCAAGCUACACCCAGCAGAUCCAAGUCAAAACAUAACAUGGCCAUACCACACAUACGAGACCGUUAAAUUCCAGCCUCCUUGGCUCAACAUAACCCACCACACCGCCCCAAGCGAAGGCUACCUCUUCUUCGCCCCUGACGGCGCGACAGAGACUCAACUCGCUCCCGUGAUCAUGGACAUGUCCGGAGAACUCAUCUGGAAUGGACCGAUGGAGCACGCUUUCAAUUUCGGCGUCUACGAGUACGGCGGCGAGCCGGUGCUGGGAUGGUGGAACGGCACGCUGUUCCCCGAGCCUGUUGGUCGAGGUAAUGGAGUGAUCUACCUCUACAACAACAAGUACGAGCAGAUUGAGAAGGUCACUCUAGAAGGUAACUUCUUAAAACUUGAGCCCGGCGCCACCUUCGUAUUCAACAUCGACGUCCACGAGCUGCUCAUCACUCCCAACGACACGAUCGUCGUCACAGCGAACAAUGUCACCCAGGCCGACUUAACUUCCGUCGGUGGCCCUACAGACGGCUGGGUAGUCGACGGGCUGGUCUACGACAUCGACAUCGCAACAAACGAGGUGCUCUUCCGCUGGAGUCCGCUCGAGCAUCUCGAUCAGAUCCCUUUCAACGCCUCGCUUUACACUCUCGGCACCGAAGGCUAUACUGGAACGAGCCAGAGCACAGCUUGGGGCUACUUCCACAUCAACGCCGCCGAGCCGUACGAAGGUGGCUACAUCAUCAGCUCCCGCUUUCUCUGCAACGCAAUUGCUAUAGAUGGGUCUGAGGGACACGUGAAGUGGCGCCUAUCUGGCCGAGAAGGCGGAGACUUCAACCUCGUGGGCAGUGAUGCGACGGCUGGAUUCUGCUAUCAGCACGAUAUCCGCACGGUCGAUGUGCGGGACUCUGGCGUAACGCUACGGAUGCACGACAAUCACAACUCACCUUUCGAAAAUGGAACGGUCCCGGCGUCGGGCAAAGUGAGUGAUGUCGACUUUGGGACGAAGGACGCACAGCUUGUUCAACGAUACUUCAACCACUCCGGGCCGAUCUUUCCUACCGCUCAAGGCAACAUGCAGCCUCUGUCCAAUGGCAAUGUCUUCGUCGGCCACGGCUGGAUUCCGGUUAUGGAGGAGUUCUCAUCUUCUGGCGAGACCCUCACAACCGUCCAGUUCGGAGCCGCAGAGUCGAGACCAGGCGGUGGGUACUUCAGCGAAGAAGCACCCACGCUGAGCUAUCGAUCCUUCAAGCAGCAGUGGGUGGGUUGUCCAGCGGCUAAACCAGACGUGGUUGCGAAGGCCUCAAAGAACGGUUCAAAGGUCUUCGUUAGCUGGAAUGGCGCCACAGAUGUUGUGGCAUGGGAGAUAUUUGCCGGGAGUUUAAAGUCGAAGAUGCACUGCGUUGCGACUGUGCGCAAGUGCGGCUUUGAAACGGAGGGUAACAUUGACGACGACACGGCUUACGUGCAGGUGAGGCCGGUCUUGAAGAAAAGCUCAUCUUGUGAUGCCCUUGAUUCGGAGAUUGUUUCUGUAUCAUAG